Galendromus occidentalis (western predatory mite) is the source of this 2352-nucleotide messenger RNA. RefSeq names its product minichromosome maintenance 7 (gene Mcm7). Lineage: Eukaryota; Metazoa; Arthropoda; Arachnida; Mesostigmata; Phytoseiidae. Bases 118 to 2304 code for a protein of 728 amino acids. Gene Ontology annotation, molecular function: single-stranded DNA helicase activity; single-stranded DNA binding; ATP hydrolysis activity. Gene Ontology annotation, biological process: DNA strand elongation involved in DNA replication; DNA replication; DNA replication initiation. The transcript has 2 exons. The record is from RefSeq and is a predicted model, not a curated record. Gene Ontology annotation, cellular component: nucleus; MCM complex.
AAUGAUCGCCUAUGGGCGCUUUGUGUGGACACAAGCUCAACUGAUUUCCCCGUGAACUUGACGCGAGUCCAUUUCGCAGUUAGCGGCGCUGGAAAGUGAUCCUCCGUGACAAAAACCAUGGCAGACACCGGCAAAUUCAACGAGAGGGACUACACUUCGGCUAAAGAGCGCGUCGGCAAUUUCUUCAAGGAAUUCGUGAAACGAGAUGGCCGCAAGAAAGUUCGCGUUUACGCCGAUCAGAUCCGCGAGAUCGCUCACCGAGAGCAGACGUCUCUCGUCGUUUCCCUAGAUGACGUUUCCGAAUAUGACCCCGAACUCACCGAAGCCAUCAUCAACAAUGCUCGUCGCUACGAGAAAAUAUUCUCCGACAGCGUAUACGAUCUCCUACCCGAGAUGAAAACUAGGGACUCCGUGCCUAAAGACACACUCGACGUGUAUAUCGAGCACCGUAUCAUGAUGGAGCAACGUUUGCGACAGCCUGGCGACACGCACGAUCCGCGUAACAAUUACCCACCAGAGCUCCUGAAGCGUUUCGAAGUUUACUUCAAGUUGCCCGCCGAGCAGAAAAUGAGCUCGGUUCGGGAUCUGAAAGCCAUCUACCUCGGUAAGCUCAUCGGGGUGAAGGGUGUGGUGAUCCGCUGCACCGAAGUCAAGCCUCUGAUGAGCGUUGCCACUUAUAUCUGCGACCAAUGUGGGGCGGAAACUUAUCAACCAAUCAUUUCGAAUCAAUUCACCCCGCUCGACACCUGUCCGUCACAGGACUGCAAGACCAACAAGAGCGGUGGGAAACUCGCCCUUCAAACUCGGGGCUCGAAGUUCAUGAAGUUCCAGGAGCUGCGGAUUCAGGAACACAGUGACCAGGUUCCGGUAGGAGACGUGCCUCGGACGACAGUCGUCUACGCUCGUGGGGAAAAUACUCGUCUAUGCCAGCCGGGAGACCACGUCAACAUCACAGGCGUGUACCUGCCGCAGCAGAAAGCCGGUUUCCGUCAAAUGAUGUCGGGUCUGCUGUCGAGCUCUUACGUCGAGGCUCACAGCAUCAUCAAAAUGAACAAGCUCGAAACCGCCGAACUCGAGGAGGACCUCACAGAGGAGGAGCUCCAGGCCAUACAAGAAGAGGAUUUCUUUGAAAAACUCGCUGGAUCGAUCGCGCCCGAGAUUUUCGGUCACGUCGACGUCAAGAAAGCUCUUCUCCUCCAACUUGUCGGAGGAGUCGACAAAAGACCGGCCGACGGCAUGCACAUCAGAGGCACCAUUAAUGUCUGCCUCAUGGGCGAUCCUGGAGUGGCGAAGUCGCAGCUACUGGGUUACGUCACUCGACUGUGCCCACGUAGUCAGUACACGACUGGCAGUGGUUCUUCCGGCGUGGGUUUGACGGCCUCUGUCAUGAAGGAUCCCCUCACCGGUGAAAUGACACUCGAGGGAGGGGUGCUCGUUCUCGCUGACGGCGGUAUUUGCUGCAUUGACGAGUUCGAUAAAAUGCACGAAAAUGACCGAACGGCUAUCCAUGAAGUUAUGGAACAGCAGACCAUCUCGAUCGCAAAGGCGGGAAUCAUGACCACCCUCAACGCUCGCGUGUCGAUCCUCGCAGCUGCCAAUCCUCUGUACGGUCGCUACAAUGUCAAAAAGACCAUUGAGCAGAACGUGAAUCUCCCGGCGGCUCUGUUGUCCAGAUUCGAUCUCCUGUUCUUGAUCCAAGACAAAAUCGAUCGCGAAAGCGAUCUCCGACUCGCACAGCAUAUCUUCUACGUCCACCAAAACUGUACUGAGCCUCAGCUGAGCUUCACCCCUCUGGACAUGAAGCUCCUCAGACGGUACAUCCACUCGUGUCAGAAAGUCGACCCGUACGUUCCCGAAGAGCUCACCGAAUACAUCGUCAAAGGUUACGUCGCCAUCCGGAAGGACGCUCGCGGCGGAGGGGCCGACGCGGCGUUCAUGUCACCGAGGACUCUCCUCGCCAUCCUCCGAUUGGCCAGCGCACUCGCUCGUCUUCGAACGAGUGAGAUCGUAGAAAAGGAAGACGUGGAUGAAGCUCUGCGUCUCAUGGAAGCGUCUAAGGCCUCGCUCCACAACCAACCGGAUGCACAGAACAAGAGGCCGCAAUCGGUUGUCGACCGCGUGUAUCACAUCAUCCAGGAAUUCGCGUCGUCCACCGGCUCGAAUUCGGCGAGGAUUUCGGAAUUGCUCGAUCUCUGCACAUCGAAGGGAAUCAAGCAGAGUGAUUUCGACAAAGCCAUCAAAGAGUACGAGGAACUCAACGUCUGGCAACUCAACCAGAACGGGACUCGACUCACCUUCAUCUAAUAAUAACGUAAAAAUAAUGAAAACACCCACUUCAUCUAUAGCAGACAG